ACGCUGUGCUCAUUCAGCGUUUAGCAUACAUUUCGGGGCUUUCGGCAGUACGACGCUAACGCUGCGUGCGUGCGGUUUAACGGUAAAAACGUGACGGAGAGAGAGCCAGCCAAAGCCAGGCGUGUGAAGUGAGGGAGAGAGAGAGAGCGAGCUAGGAGGAGAACGAGAGCGAGCGAGGCGGUGCGAGGCGAGACAGAGGGAGAUACCAAAUAGAAGUCCGCGUUAAGAAGAAAAUCAAACAGAACAAGAAGCAGCAGAGGGCACAAAUUUGUUCUUAAUUUAUUUUUUUUUGUUCAGUGACAAAAAAAAUACAAAUAAAUUGUUGAAAAAUUGAUAAGGCCCGAGAUCCAGAGUCCAACACACAAGCGAUAAGCAAUAUACUCGCACCCGCUCUGGCACACACGCACACACACAUAGGCUGAAGGAGGAGUAAAAGCAGCAGAGGAGCAGCGUAACGGCAUCUAGUUAUUUUUUUUGGGUCCGCGAUGAUGGAGCAAGGUGCACGGAAACAGACAGCGACAACCGCAACGACGAGGAAUAGAGGCAGCGCCAGCGUAGCAGCCAGCACCAUUGUGGCACCAGUCACCAGCAGCACCACCAGCACCAACACCACCACCACCACAUCCUCCUCCCCAUCGUCGUCAUCGUCGGCCACCUGCUCGGCGACGAUUGUGGUCAAACAGCGGCCGCCACCGCUGAAGACGGCCACGACAACGGUGACCACGACAUUGGUCAGCAGCAAUGAGGGUGGCCAGCCGCUGCCACCCAUUGCCCAGGCCAGCUAUCGGGGGGGAGUGGGCACAGGGGGGGCCACCCUGACCACACCCUCAACGCCUCGGAUCGAGCUGAGCCGCGCCUCCAGCUCGUCCCAUCACGAGGAGGAUAGCCGUGAGAGCAGUCCCGAGAAUGUCUUCGAGCAGGUCGGCACUGGCACCCUACAGGAAACGAUUGGCCUUGGCUUUCGGGAGGAGGGCGCCUUGGAGUUACGCAGCUCCACCGAGGAACUGUACUUCAUGGAUCCCGAACAGAAGAAGGAGGAGCAGGAGCGCAUCCAGCAGCAGCAGCAACUGCAACAGCAGCAGCAGCAGCAACAGCAGCAGCAGCAGCAGCAACAACAGCAACAACAGCAGCAGCAGGCAACCACGAAGCGCUCCUCGCCGCACAUGUUCAAGUUUGACGACCACCAGAGCUACCUGCAGCAGCACCAGCGCAAGGACUCGGCCAGCUCGGAGGUGGCAGCUCUGCUCUGCAUCUCGGGCCGCACAAGCCGCAUCUCGAGCGUCGGAAGCCAGGGCUCGGCCGUGAGUCGCCUCUCCGCCGUGUCCGGCGUCUCGCGCUCUCCUUCGCCCCAUCGCAUGCUGCUGGAGACCUCCUUCUGCGGUCCCAAGCCACUGGAGCAGGGUGCCACCAGUGCCGCCGCAAGCACUGCCUCCACGGCGGCCAGUUCGUCGCACAGUCACGCCGAGACCUCGGCAGGUGGAGGCGUAGUGACAGGAGCAAUGCCAGGAGGCGUGGCAGCCAAUACAGCGCUGCUAGAGCAGCUGUUGCUAGCCCGCAAGCACGAUCCCACCCAGGCGGUGCUGGCCGAAGGCAUCAAGGUGCUGCCCCCUGCCCCGGCCACGGCCACAGGUACCAGCAGCCGCCGGAGCAAGCUGGCCAACGGCGAAUCAAAGGCCAAGACGGCCGGCAACGCUGGGGCUAUGGGCGCCCAGCGACGGAGCACCAAGAGUCCGGGCCAAAUGGUAAUCGGCAAGACCCCCAGCGGCACCGAGUACAUUCGCAUCAAUCUGCGGCCGGACCACAUGUACAGUGACAAAGGCAUUGCGGCCAAUGAGCGUGUGGUGGAGGCGCCCAACCAGCUGACGCCCGUCUACUCCGCCUCCGCAGGACAGCCCAAGCCACCCGCCUCGCUGAGCCUGCAGGGUGGCGCCGGUGGCCCCAUCGAUGAGAACCGCCUGACGCCGACGGCGAGUCCUAAGCCGGGGAGGCAUGCCCUGCGCUUGGGCAGCCGCUCGCCCUCACCCUCGCCGGCGGCUACCUCUGUGUCCCGCAAGAGUUCCUUCAGCUCCCUCUUCCGGCUGGGCAAGGACUCUCCGGACUCGCCGCGGGAGUCUGCCCGCUCCCGCAGCAAGAGCAAGGAUCGCACAGCGGUUGCGGCGGCGACAACGACAACAGGCUCCUCCCAGAAUGUGACGCCCAGCAAGCAAAAGUCCGUGCUGGCCAUCUUCAAGUCGGGCAAGCGGGGCAGCAGUGCCGGCACCGAUGGCACCAAGAGCUCCAAGAGCUCUUCUCCCAUCGAUCCGAGCUGCGAACCGCCGCCGCCGCCACCACCGGCCCCCGGAUCGGGUGGAUUACCCGGAGGACGCAGCCGGACACCUGCCGGUUCCAGGCCGGGCAGCCGGCUGCGGUACUACGAUGAGCCGGUGGAGGGCGUCAUUCACAUACCGCUGCACACGCCGCCAGAGGAGCGCGAGGCCCGCACCCUGCUCCAAGGCAUCCAGAACCUGAUUGCAGCCCCCUCUCCGCCCCCCAUCCAGGCCAGGACACCGCCACAGCCACAGGCACAGUCGCAGCAGCAGCAGCCGCCGGCCGCCUCCUGUGGAGCCGUGUCAGUAACCGGAAACGGAUCCGGAGCCACCAUCACGGCCAGCCAGUUGGCGGCGGCCGCCGCUGCCCUGCGACCUGUGGGCCAGCGGAAGGCGGUGGCCCAGCGGCCAGACCUGGAUGCCAUCCAGUCGCUGCCCUCCCAGGAGGAGGUCGAGAAGGAGAAGGGCUGGAGCCUGGAGGUGCAGCGGCACAGCUCGCAGGACUCGCAGGAAACACUGCAAUCGGUUAGCUCUGUGGUGAGUGCCCGAGCCUCGAACCUAGCCCAGAUCCACCAGGAGCAGGAGCCUCCGUCGGUGCGUGAGAACGGGCUGGGGGAGAUGCAGCGCCUGCCCUCGGUGGACAGCACGCAGAGUGCCUGCGAGCCGCCGCGCCUUGUCCACACGGUGGCCACCGUCAGUGCGCCCCAAUCCGAGGAUGCGGCGGCCAAGGAGCGCCGUCGGCUGCUGUUCGCCACGCGGCUGGGUUCCGGAAGCCAGGAGCAGAUAUUCUCCACGCAGUUCAGCAUCUCGAAGACGGAGAGCCAGUCCAGCCAGCUGUCCGAGCAGGUGCUCGAGUCCACCAACAACUCGACGGCAUCCGACGGACCGUGCCCCGCCGACGGACUGCAGCGCCAGGGCACUGUCAUCCGGCGCGCAGAGCCACCACCGCCGCCACCACGUGGAGUCUCCAGCUCCGAGGAGGAGCAGCCGGCCAGCAGCAGCAGCAGCACUCUUCCCCCAGUGGUGAUGCGAUCCAAGCACCGGUCGCGUCCCACAUCCGAGGAUGAGGGUCCGGCUCAGGCUCCGGCGGCGGAUCUUCGCCACUCGCGCUAUCUGGAGAACUUCGAUGUGCGCCGGAAACUGCAUGAGAAUAUGCCCCUAGAGGGGAAGGAGGUGCGCCGACGGCAGCAGCAGCAGGAAAGUGUAAAUGUAACCCCGGUGCCACGGAAACCCAAGCGACAGAGUGUCCCGGAACCAAAACGUGAAACUUCGCAGAGCUCUGGCGGUGCCACUCCCACCACUCCAACACCCACACCCACACCCGCAACAGUCAUCGCACCAUCAACCGCCGGCAAGCCACCAACUCCAACAGACAGACCCACGCCCACUGGAGUUCCAAUUGCCACGGAAACUGGAACAGGAACAGGAACGGGAAUGGAAACUCCGACGCCUACGGCCAGCCCGGAACCGAUGUUCACCUCGCCCCUGGCGGAGCGGCGUCUCUCGCAGUCGACGGACGAUCACGAGCCCGUGGAGUCGUCGGAGAGUGAACGCGAUUCCGAUAUGGCCGGCAGUUCGUCGGUGACGACAGCGGUGGCCGUAGGCGGGGAGGGCCAGGGUCAGGGCAAGCGGCACCACUUUCCGCGCAACGUUUGCGUAAUUGAGGAGCACGAGAGCACCGGCCUGGUAUCGCAGGAGUCCUUUGACGACGAGCUGCCGUAUAUACCGACGACCCUGCCGGAGGAGCGGGCGCAGGGUGUUCCGCUGAUACCGAUGAAGGAGAGGGCCAACAUGGAGCUGAAGACUUGUCCCGUGGACAGACCGCGCUCUACGACGCCCCUGAAUCCGUCGCACCUGGAGGAGUACUGCACGGGCAUCAUGACGCCGCAGGAUGCAAUCCAUGCGGGUGUCCACGAGCUGGACAACGGAGGGUCGGCAGCAGGAGGCGCAGGAGCGGUGGGUGGCGGUGGUCCUGUGAGGGGAGAAAAGCUCCGAAUCAGUCUGCCCCGCAAGGAGUCGAUGGGUAAGGAGAGCCGCGCCCCGGGCCAGAGCGCCAAGUCGCCGCGACGCAUCUCCAAUGCCAGCGGAAAGUCGUGGUUCGAGUUCGCGGAGGAGGGCCUGCGCGCCAACAAUCUGGAGCGCAAGGACUCCAGCAAACAGUUGCUGCCAGCUCCAGCUCCAGGUUCAGGGGCAGUUCCAAUUCCAGUGCCAGUUACCGUCCCCAAUCCGGCCCCAACUCCAGCCUCGGCUCCGGCUUCCGUCGGCCUGGAGGAGCCCAAGCCGAGGGCAUCCACACAGCGAAAGCUGUCUGGCCACUGGAUCGACUUUGAGAACAUCCCGGAGAAGCGCAAGCCGGCCAAGCGGAUCACCACGCUGCCCAAGGAGACAAUAGCCGCGAGCGCCCCGGCCACCACCAGCUCCUCCUCGGCAUGCGGCAGCAGCCACCGAUCCGGUGGCACUGGCUCCGGCUCGGGGCAUCAUCAUCAUCACCACCACCAGACGCGGCCAGGCUCGCAGGAUAUGACCACUGGAGCCAGCGAUAAGCUACACUACAACUAUGUGAAGCCGGAGGACUGCCAGUGCGAGUGCCACGAGGCAGAGCGCGGAGAAUCCUCUACGGCCACAGCGGGCGCCGGAGACAGUAGCACGGGUACGGGUACGGGCACUGGAACGAACAGCGAUUCUCUGGCCUCUGUCGAACUGCUGCAGCAGGGUGAGGACAUGUUGCCGCUGCUCGAUCCCGAGCCACAGCCGGAGACCAGAAUCUAUACGGACGAGGAGAUGCCUGCGCCAACGCGACAUGGCAGCAAAAGCAGCGGUCUUGGCCGGACACAAAUGGAGGAGUUUCCCCGACGCGACGCCGGAUCGAGCUCACGGAAUCGAAAAUUUCCCGAUAGAAAGUAAGAAGAAAGCAAUUAGCUCGAGCAUUGGAUUCAGUUUCGAAUCGUGGUUCAUGGUAGAUCUUCAGGGUAGCUACACCAGUAAUCUUUCUAUAUGUAAGUCGACUCACUAAACUAAGGGCCAGCAGUGUGUGUCCUCUUGGCCUAUAUCCUCAAUGUACCUCAAGCAGUGUGGUUGUUAUAAGCAGAGACGAACGACGCGACUAUCGAUCGAUCGAUCAGAGUACGAGUACACGAGUGUUUCCUUUCGAUUCGAUUAGCUAAAAUCUAUAUGAAUACCUACAUAUACAUAUGUAUUACUCGGUACUACGAUAUAUAACACCAUAUAUGCAUACACAUAUUGUAUUGUAUAGGGUAAUGUGUUUUUUUUUUUAUAGCAACAAUUAUUGUAAAACUCACUUUAUAGCAAUCUUGAGGCUGGUAUUUUCCCUAGAAACUUUUUCGCUGGCAAUUUUUACUACUACCUACUAUAUGUGAUCUCCAGAUAAAAUGUUGAAUGAUCCAUGCUUGGAUCAGAUUAAUAUAUACAUAUAUAGCUAUAAGUCCGUGUAUUCGUGUGUAGUUUGUUAAAUAGCUCAGACAAAUCCUCUUGAUAUCUACUUGAGAUCCCUGUCCCUGUUCCUGUCCUGUCCUCUGGGAGUCUUAAGAUUCCGACGUGGUCGUAGCAAAGUCUAGUACACAUACAUUCGAUACUAAUUAUAGCCUGAUCCAUAGCAUUUAGUUCAAGUUCGAAGCGUUAAUUAGUUAGUCCCCUCCCAUUUAGGGGUGUGUUGUACAUAAAUAAGUCUAAUUGUAGAUUAUGUUGACGAUUUACUACGAUUAUGGUAUUUUUUUGAAAGAAUAUCUCACCAAGUAUUUGACAAUUUGUAUGGGUUUACUACUAUAUUAUAUAUAGCCAACAAAACUGCCAGCAGCACACACACACAUGACAUUUGAGACAACAUUUUGGUUUGGUUUCCGUUUUUGGGGGCAUGCUUCAGCUGGUGGGAACCGAACCGGUUAGGUAACAGCAUUUUGUAGCAUGCCCUCUAUAAACGGUUUAUGCGCAAAUUAUGAUGAUGAUACGAUUUACCCUCUCACCGACUAUUUGCUUAGAAAAAAAACAAGCCCCCUCCCCGUCAACCUAUGGAAAACAUAUUAGGAAACCCCUUAGCUAGUCUUUAAAAUACCUAAAAAUUGAUUGAACUUAACGAACAACGGACAUUCAUUGAAUUGAAGCAAAAAUAAUGAAAAAUUAAGCAAAUACAAGUUAAUAUAAUAUUUAACGGGAAAUGAAAGGAAAGAACGCAAGAAGCUACAUAUAGGUAAAUUAUACAAUACAUAACGAACAUUGAAAAUGUGCAAAAGAACCUAGGCAAAAGAUGAUGACAACUGUACACGAGUUUAGCGAAAGAAUUUCAACAUAAGCACACGAUGAAGCAUUCACUGCGGUGCCAUAAAGUGUGGCCCCCACAGCCUCGAGAGACUCCACUAUGAGAUCUUAUAAGCAUAAGGAUACAACCGCAGACGUCGAUGUUGUGGGAAGGAGUUAGCCUCUUCUUUUUUUUUAUUGGGUAGCAGAAGUGGUCAAGCACAAAAUGCACUGGCAAUAUAUAGGAGAAACGAGUAGAGAGGCAAAGAUCUUAAGAAACCAUAUAUAUUCAUAAAUAAUUACCGAUAUAUACCAUUCGCACACACAGAAGUUCUUUCCCGUUUCAAACUGUUUGAAUAUUUGUCCUUUUUUUGAAUACACUUUUUUUGUAUUAAAUAAAAACAAGCGAAGAAAAUGUUGUUAAAAAUGCAUUUACAUUGAAAACAGAAAAAAUAAAACGAAAAUUAAGAGAGAGUUGAUGGUUAAAUAAGCAAACAAAUAUGUAUGUAUGAAAAAUUGUUACCAACAUUUAAGCAUUCAUAAAAAAACAAAAGACAAAAGUGCUAAGAGAAACAAGAACAAAACAAAUGAAUUAAUAAAUAUAUAUGCACAUUCAUUAUUUAAAGGUACUUACAUACAUGUGUAUGUAUGUACAUACAUACAUACAUACAGGCAGCAAAAAAAAAAAACAAAAAUCCAAUGAAAACGGAAAUCAAACAGACAUUAAUUGAGAAAUAUUCAUUAAAGUGGCAAAAAUCAUAUAUAAACAAA
This is a messenger RNA of Drosophila miranda, 7328 nucleotides long. Its product is annotated as AF4/FMR2 family member 4. NCBI's taxonomy places the organism in Eukaryota, Metazoa, Arthropoda, Insecta, Diptera, Drosophilidae. The transcript is spliced from 7 exons. The record is from RefSeq and is a predicted model, not a curated record. The coding region runs from base 486 to 5210 and encodes 1574 amino acids.